AUAAUAAACAGCUUGUCCAAUUUUAAAAUAAAAUUAAACGAAAUUUGCAAGAAAUUAUCGAUUUUUCUAGCUGUAAUUGGCAAAUUUUUGCAGUAAAAGUAUGUCAUAUAUGAACUCAUGACAAAGCAAGUCAAAAAUGUACUGCCAGCCAAACAAUUCGAACUCCCUGGCACACCUUGGCAAAGAAUUAUUGGAGGCUGCACGCAUUGGCAACGACGAUGAAGUGAGCGAUCUUAUGACACAAGGUGCUCCCUUCGUUACUGACUGGCUAGGGUAUUCCCCUUUGCACUUUGCAUGCAUCAACGGACACAUGUCAACCGUGGAAAUAUUAACGCGAGCUGGUGUGUCUUGGGAAGGGAGAACGAAGGCAGAUAAAACACCAAUCCACUUUGCUGCACAAAACGGACAUCGGGAUAUUGUUCAGUAUCUGCAUAAGCUUGGUGCUGAUAUCAAUGCAAAAGAUAUGUUAAACAUGACACCUUUGCACUGGGCAGUUGAUGAACAACAUUUCCUUGUUGUCAAAUUUCUGGUGGAAAAUAAAGCAGACAUAAAUGUUAAAAGCAAGUUUGACAAGACACCUUUAGAUAUUGCUCAAAGCAAUUCUGAUUAUCACUUUAUCCAGUUCCUUAAGAACGCUGGGCAGAAAUGUCUGAACUUUGACACGGAAGAAUCCCCUUCAACUUCAGAUUCUACAUCCGUUUUUGACUCCUUGACAACUUCAAUAGAUUCUAGUUUUUCUCGUGAUUACCUCGGCUCCAGUGUUGCCAGUGGUGCUCCAGUUUUACUUGAAGGUGCAAACCAGAUCACUUUAACAGAGGCUGGGAAACUUGCGUUACAAAAUUGGUCAUCACUUUAUGAACAAGCUGAACAAAAUAAUCAACAAGAUGAGAAAUCGGACACUAUAGUUCAAGAUAUAGAUGAGUUUAUUGAGAAAAAUCCACAAAAGUUUUUAACGAUCACGUUUGGAAAUCAACUUUUUUCUCAAGUCUCCACUCCAACUACAAACCAACCACUUAGCUAUGUGUGUACGUCUCCUGCUAAAGUUAAAACUUCAGGUGCCAAGAGAAAAGCAAGUGCUGAUUAUUCUCCUGCCAGACAGUAAGCCUGGUUUGUUUGUUGUUGUUUCUUAAAACGUCAACAAAAUCUGGAAGCGCAGCUCUUCAGCGCCAACUGACUGCCGCGCGUUCCAAGGCCGAGGAAUUCCAAGAAAAGCUGGGCGAAAAAGAACGGGAAAUAGAGACUUAUAAAAGGCAGCUGGAGUUACUGCAAAGCUCUGAAGUCUAAACCGAUCGUGCCAUUUUACGUAUUUUUUACCUUCUGGUGCUUAAUUACAUUUUUGCCGCUUGCCAAGUGGUCUUACUAUGUUGUGUGUCCGCGCUUUAAAUAGUAUGUGUCAAUCAAUGACGUAA
Molecule: messenger RNA, 1409 nt
Organism: Ciona intestinalis (vase tunicate)
Lineage: Eukaryota; Metazoa; Chordata; Ascidiacea; Phlebobranchia; Cionidae
Source: RefSeq, a predicted model, not a curated record